This is a messenger RNA of Symbiodinium pilosum, 450 nucleotides long. NCBI's taxonomy places the organism in Eukaryota, Dinophyceae, Suessiales, Symbiodiniaceae. The record is from the annotation of a GenBank genome assembly.
AUGGGCCCUCAGCCUUGGGCCUUUUUCCUGUGCUUCCUUCAGCUUCAAGCAGAGCGCCCCCAGGACUUUCGCCAGCGGCUCCAGCCCAGCUCUUAUGAGCCAGGGCCGGGGGCAGACGGGCAAGACUCCAAGGAAGGUGCCUUUAACUACUCGGACCUAAACAGCCAGAUCUCGAGGCUGAAGAAGGAAGCCUCUGAGUACGAGGAUCAAGUCAAGGGUCCUGUGGUGGAUCAUGCCGACAUGUGGCUCCAGCAGAAAUCUCGCUAUCAGGAGUUCGUGAAGGAGCUGAACCACGGCAUGAACGUUCAGAAGCAGCUGGUUCAUAAGCUUCGCACAGAGGAGAGAAAGAGAGCUUUGGGCAAGAUGAAGGAGGCCAAGAAGGAGACGAACUCCACGAAUUCCACGGAAGGGAAGGCAAACCAAAGUCAAGCUGAGCCAAGUCCAAAGUGA